Messenger RNA from Drosophila innubila, 1518 nucleotides. Its product is annotated as facilitated trehalose transporter Tret1-like. Bases 165 to 1325 code for a protein of 386 amino acids. Gene Ontology annotation, biological process: carbohydrate transport; transmembrane transport. NCBI's taxonomy places the organism in Eukaryota, Metazoa, Arthropoda, Insecta, Diptera, Drosophilidae. Gene Ontology annotation, cellular component: membrane. Gene Ontology annotation, molecular function: sugar transmembrane transporter activity. The record is from RefSeq and is a predicted model, not a curated record. The transcript has a single exon.
UGGGUCAGAUAAAGCAAUAUAUUGCGGGCUUGGCAGCCGCGUUUGGUGCCUUUUGUUUGGGUUCAACUAUCGGAUGGUCUGGUCAGUUGGAGAAACCGAUCCUUGACGGAUCAGCAUAUUCGUUUUCGGUAUCUGCCAACGAAUGGGGAUGGAUAACCUCGAUAAUGACCCUUGGAGGUGCUGCCGUGUGUGUUCCCAUUGGAAUAUCGAUUGCAAUAUUUGGACGCAAGAUGGUUAUGCUUGUGAUGGUGAUACCCUACCUAUUGGGCUGGGCCUGUAUCAUUUGGGCGGCUAACGUAUUUAUGCUGUAUGUUGGACGAUUUGUAGUUGGCGCUUCUGGUGCCUCCUUUUGUGUAACUGUUCCCAUGUACACUACGGAGAUAGCAGAGAUUCAAAUACGAGGUGUUAUUGGAUGCUUCUAUCAGCUGUGGAUUGUCCAUGGGAUUCUUUAUAGCUAUGGAGUUGGCGCAGCGUUCCCGCCAAUUAUUGUCAACACACUCUGCGGUAUUUUGCCAAUCUUAUUCUUUGCUUUCUUCUUCUGGAUGCCCGAAUCUCCAGUAUACCUUGCCCAGAAGGGAAGAGACGAACAGGCAGAGAAGUCCAUGAGAUGGCUGCGUGGAGACGAUGCUGACAUCUCCGCGGAUAUGAAGGCCAUUUUGGAGGACGCGAAUAAGGAGAAGCAAAAACUUAUGGAGGGAAUGUCCCGUAUGGGCUCAAUGUGGGGAUUGUGUAUAUCAAUCACGCUGAUGUUUUUCCAACAGUUUACUGGCAUCAAUGCCAUCAUCUUUUAUUCCACAAGCAUUUUUACCAAAGCCGGCACUGGAAUAUCUCCCGAAUGGUGUACAGUAAUCCUAGGCAUUGUUCAAGUCUUUGCCACAAUUAUGGCAAUCAUGAUGGUCGAUAAAUCUGGACGUAGAGUUUUAUUGCUAAUUUCGGCAAUAUUGAUGUGCUUGACAACCCUGAUGAUGGGAUUGGAUUUUCACUAUCUAAAGGACGCGAAUGUUGGAUGGCUGCCGGUCUUCUCCACGUGUUUGUUUAUGGUCGGAUUCUCGAUGGGAUUUGGUCCCGUGCCCUGGCUGGUUAUUGGCGAGAUGUUUGCAGAGGACAUGAAGCCACUUUUGGGCUCUAUUGUCGGCGUUUGCAAUUGGCUCUUUGCGUUCUGUAUUACCAAAUGCUUUCCAAUCUGCUUGGACAUUUUCGGUGGGGCAGCAACGUUUUGGUUAUUUGCAAUUAUCUCAUUCUUGGCCUGUGUCUUCAUUAUUUUGCUUGUGCCAGAGACGAAGGGCAAAACAUUAAACGAAAUUCAAGAACUGUUUGGAGGCUAAUCGAAACAAAGAACAAAUUUUGUAGUGAACCAAAUUUUAUUUGUCAAUUAAUAUAGGUAUUCCUGAAACAGAUUCAGAUUUGGUUUUAAACCAGAUCAUAAGCAAAUCUGAAUCCGUUUCAGGAACCCUUUAAACACACUGAUUUGAUUUUGAUUUCGUGAACAGCUGAUUAACAUCGCCGUUUCUCCAUAGA